AAUCUUGACAACCUUAGCUACGAGUCGAGCGGGGAUUAUUUUCCAAAGACUGCACUUCUUACCGUCUUGCUUAUUGCAAUUUAUUUCACGUUUCGGUUUCGCGGUGAUAGGAAGUCGACUCAUUUGGCGCCAUUUUUAACAGUUACAACUUUUUUUUAUCGAAUUCGAAUCAAAGGAGAUCUGUAUUAUUUUCGGCCAGCCCUUUUGCUUUGAUGUCUAUGUAUUGUGGUGAAGAUGGUGAAAUUUUGGUGGAUGUUCAUUUUGUUUGCGAAAACGGCAUUAGCUAGUGACAAUGAAUUGCCAGAAGAGGGAAAGGAGUCGCGUUUCCUUCCUCUGUUCGAAGUAAAACGGUUCGACGGCAGACCAUCAGCCCACGGCAUCGGCUCCGCUGGUUUACCCCCACUAACGACUGUCCCGAUCGCUGGAGAACGAUGCUCAGCUCGUUUAGAAUCCGCACUUGACCAACUAAAGAGAAGAAAAAGGAAUCAACCAAAGAACCUCGAUACACCUUUGAGUCAAAGCAUCGACCUCAACGGCUACAGCUUAUAUCAACAAAUGAGAACAGCUGCUGUGGACAUGUAUGUGACUAGGAUGCGUGUACGACUACCGCAGAAUAGUAACUGGGUGCGUGUAGAGAAAUGUUACUUCGACCCUCGGAACAUUUCACUGGACACGAUGCUUCUAUUCCACGAUCUUACUAUUAGCGGUAACGUUGACUUGUACGACGCCAACGAACUGGACCGGAAUCUUCCACCGAGUCGCAAUCUGAGAAGAAAUUACGCGGAACCACGUCCAUAUGAUAUCCCAUACUCUGCAGAUGCUUACCCAAGACAUCCUGGAAGUAAUGGUUGCAAUAUGAUCUUGCGUUUACGCAAAGCGGGCAUCGGUUUUCAUACGAGACCUCUAAACCAACAGCCCGGGAAGUUCAAUGUUAAAACCGAUUCGGAAUUCGUCGAACCCGGCUUCAUAAGCGUUUAUGCGUAUGGCUGCGAGAAAUAUAUAAACCGGAACUCCGUUAGAAAUAAGGACAACCUUCCUUUGAGACGAAGAAGGCGAUCUGAUGAGUUUAGUUUCAAACCUGGAUUAGAGCAGCCCUAUAUGGAGAAAUCUGACAGUAGAUCAGCAGAUAACAACUGGGAUAUAAUUUAUGAACCACGCAGCAAUAGAGUUAACUACGAAAGAAGCAAAUUAUUCAGACCAGACGAUGACUUGGAUGAGGUAGAAGAUAUAUCUCGAGAAAUGGAGGAUAUAUUUACAAAAGGGAUAAGAACUUUAUUAACAACUUACAUGAAAAAAGAAUUACAACCAGCUAUCAAGGAUACCUUAAUGAGAAAUAUGGGAUAUGUAAUAUCAUAUGGAUAGAAUUUAAUAAUAUAAGGGAACCUAAUGUAAUAUAGUAGCUAUUUAUUAGUUCAAUUAAAUGUAUAUUCUAUAGGUAAUUGAUCAGGGUUUGAAUAAGGAUUUAUAAUAAUUGAAUACAUACAUAGUCAUAUAAUUGUAAU
This is a messenger RNA of Galleria mellonella (greater wax moth), 1502 nucleotides long. RefSeq lists its product as uncharacterized. The transcript is spliced from 3 exons. The record is from RefSeq and is a predicted model, not a curated record. The coding region runs from base 235 to 1362 and encodes 375 amino acids. Lineage: Eukaryota; Metazoa; Arthropoda; Insecta; Lepidoptera; Pyralidae.